Molecule: messenger RNA, 6441 nt
Organism: Limulus polyphemus (Atlantic horseshoe crab)
Lineage: Eukaryota; Metazoa; Arthropoda; Merostomata; Xiphosura; Limulidae
Product: multidrug resistance-associated protein 7-like
Exons: 18
Coding region: 315-5006 (1563 amino acids)
Biological process (GO): transmembrane transport
Cellular component (GO): membrane
Molecular function (GO): ABC-type transporter activity; ATP binding; ATP hydrolysis activity
Source: RefSeq, a predicted model, not a curated record
GGCAGGUCAAAGUUCAUCAAUAAACUUGAGAUUUGGCGUACAGUGGGCACGUGCAAUUUUAAAAGCUUUUACCCUUUGAACGUGUUAAACUGAUAUUUACUAUUCAGCUAGAGUAGUUGCUAUUAUUAUUAAAAGUAUUAAGAGAGGGAAAGAAUUUAUGACUAACACAGUGAAGAAUAUCCCGCGAUAGAUUCGAUAGUAAUGGGUAUCGGUAAGCUACUUUUAAGAUAAGAAACAUACUUGUAAUAGAAGUUGUGUUUUCUUAUUUCCAAGUUCCAGUUCUGUAUAUUUUUAGGUGUAAUAAACUAAAAGAAAUGACCACCUGGAACUGGUUGUGUCAGUCAGACUUGGUGGUCUGGGAAGGAAACACCCUUGGAAGAUGUUUUCAAGAGUUAGUCAUUGUAUGUCCAAGUGCUGUAGUAAUGGCCAUUGUAUGUGCCUGCUAUGUGGGUAGGAACGACCACUGGGUUGUGAGACUUUCACAUCAAAAGUGCAUUAUUUCCCUCAGAAUCUUAAUCACAGUUGUAUUGUUUUUGUGUUCCAUUGUUAAAGUUUUUCCUACAUUUUUAGUCUCCAAUCAUUUGUUAUCAAUGGUAGAGUAUAUUUCAGCAGCAGUAUGUGCUUUUAGCUGGCUAAUACACAUUGGCUAUCUUUUUAACUUAAGAUCUCAUUUGACUGAAAACACUCGUGGACCAUUUUCAGUUCUUCUUGCUUGGCUUCUGACUUUGGUAGCAGCUGUUUUACAGCUUCGUGCAAGCCUACUUCGUGAUGAUGAGUCAUUCCAAGGAUUGCUGGAGAAAUAUGUAGAUGAAUUUGUAGUAGGAUUUCACAUUUUGUAUGCUCUGACUUUAGUGCCUCGUGGGUUAUCUGUGGAACUGCACUAUGAAGAGUUAUCAGGAGUUCUGAGCAGAGAGCAACAGUCUUCAGUAGACACACCAACGAGCAACUAUGGAAGGUUCCGUGAAGAUGAAGAUCCUCUAGACUUAGGUGUUGCAGAAGAUGACAGUAAUAUUCUAUCCAAGUUAACGUUCUACUGGGUACAUAGUUUAAUGAAAAAGGGAGAGAAACAGCUGUUAAAUACUUGCAAUGAUUUGUUCAUCCUGCCAGCCUCUUUACAGUCACGCAACAUCGACCUGUUGUUUUCGUCUCAUAUGCAGUCUCUUUCUCUGGGAGCAGUUUCAGUUACUGAAGAUGGUAAUGAUGAUCCUGAUGAAGAUUUUGACAGUAGUGGUACAGGUACACUUGUGAGACGUCAGAAGUUUUCAUUGUUGCAGGUUCUUCACAGAUGCUUUGGAAAGGAAUUUUAUCUUAUUGGUAUCUUAAAACUGUUAGCUGAUUCACUAGGUUUUGCUGGACCUUUAAUGUUGAACUUGCUUGUAUCAUUUUUGGAAGAUAAAUUGGAGCCAACUAGUCAUGGUUGUUACUAUGCAGCAGGUCUCUUUAGUGCAACAUUCUUGGCUGCUAUUUGUAGCAGCCAGUUUGGAUUUUUGAUUACCAAAGUAGGGUUGAAGGUUCGAGCAGCUAUCAUCACCACCAUUUAUCGAAAAACUUUAGGUGUUAGUAAAACAACCUUGUCAUCUUUCAGCACUGGUGAAAUUAUCAAUUUCAUGAGUACAGACUCUGAAAGAAUUGUCAACUUUUGCCAGAGUUUUCACCAAUUUUGGAGCCUGCCUCUUCAAGUGGGAGUGACCUUGUUCCUACUCUACCAACAAGUUGGGCUGGCAUUUUUGGCCGGACUUCUCUUUGCUAUUUUGAUUAUCCCUGUCAACCGUUGGUUAGCCAUUAAAAUUGGGGUACUCAGUAAAGACAUGAUGGAACAAAAAGACAAGAGAAUUAAGCUUAUGAAUGAAUUCCUCUCCGGGAUUCGAGUUAUCAAGAUGUAUGCAUGGGAAAGGAUCUUUGCUGCCAAAGUCCAGGCAACCAGGAUGAACGAAAUGAAUUUACUGAAAGCUAGAAAGUACCUGGAUGCCUUGUGUGUCUAUUUUUGGGCUACAACUCCAGUCCUGAUAUCAGUGUUAACGUUUACCACAUACGUUGUUAUGGGAAAUCAGCUGACCGCUGCAAAGGUGUUCACUAGCCUGGCUUUGUUUAACAUGUUAAUCAUGCCACUCAAUGCAUUCCCUUGGGUAUUGAAUGGCCUCAUGGAAGCUUGGGUUUCUUUGAAUCGUGUACAGAAAUUUCUUCAAAUACAAGACUUACACUUAGAUGAAUAUUACACAGAUCCAAUUGACUCUAACACAAAGAUUAUUGUUGAGAAUGGGUGCUUCUCUUGGGUGUCUUUGGACACCUCCAAACAUUCCGGUCCCCAGACUUUGAAAUCCUUUGCUGGAUCCAGUAGUUACGAGCAGGAAAGCCAGUUUAUUUUAGGCCCUCUUGACUUGGAAGUGAAAAAGGGGCAGCUGAUUGGGAUCAUUGGAAAAGUGGGAAGUGGGAAGAGCUCCCUGUUAUCUGCCCUUGUUGCUGACUUGAUGUGCAAAAAAGGCUAUGUCCAUAUUCACCAAGGAGAUAUCAGGAAUGGGAUUGGUUACGUUUCACAAGAGGCUUGGAUUCAAAACAGCACGGUCCGUAGUAACAUUCUUUUUGGAAAGCCAUAUAAUGAGAAGAAGUAUAGAGGUGUGUUAGAAGCUUGUGCCUUUUUGGAUGACUUGAAGGAGCUCCAUGCUGGAGAUGAAACUGAAGUUGGAGAUGGAGGUAUCACAUUAAGUGGUGGACAGAAGGCUCGAGUUGCUCUGGGUAGAGCUGUAUACCAGGAUUUAGACAUAUACCUUCUUGAUGAUCCACUCUCAGCUGUGGAUCCUCAUGUCGCAGAACAUUUAUUUAACUGCUGUAUUUUGGGGCUUCUAAAGGACAAAACUCGAAUCAUUUGUACACAUCACACUCAGUUCUGUUGGAAAAUGGACUUUGUGAUAUUAUUGGAAAAAGGACGGGUAAUUGCCCAAGGACCUCCAUCAAUAAUAUUUCAGUCAUAUCCCAUGUGCACUUUUAAAGAAUCAGUUUUUGGUGAUGAACCGUCAACGAGUAAGAUGACCUCCAACAGUCCUAGGUUUUCUUUUCGGUCUCCAGAGAAUUUAACCCCAGAGACUUUGAGUGUGGAAAGUGUAAGCCUGGUUAAUGCGACUGACUUCAGUGAUGAUCACAGAGUUGGUCGGCUCAUCCAAGAUGAAGAACGGGAAUUUGGCACUGUUCAGUUCCAUGUAUAUAAAUCUUACUGGUUUGCUGUGGGCAGUGUUUUAGGUCUUUGUGUCCUUUUAGCACUUCUGUUAAUGCAAACAUCACGAACCUUGUCUGACUGGUGGCUGGCCUACUGGAUAUCUCAUACUUUUGAGGGUGAUUUAAACCUUACUAACAUUAACCACCCACAUUCAGGCAGUAUAGAUAACUCAGUGGGCAUUUCUGAACUCUUAGGUAAAAACUUGACUAAUGGCACUGUACCAGACAAUAACCUGACAUUUUAUUUGACGGUGUAUGGAUCCUUGGCUGCAGCCAAUAGUGUCUUUACUCUAUUCAGAGCUUUUCUAUUUGCCUAUGGUGGGAUUUGUGCUGCAGUUAUUCUACAUGAUAAACUCUUGUAUAACAUCUUGAAGGCUCGAGUCACAUUCUUUGAUGUUACUUCAUUGGGUCGGCUGCUGAACCGGUUCUCGUCAGACCUCUAUACUGUAGACGAUUCUCUUCCAUUUAUACUCAACAUUCUUCUGGCUCAGGUCUUUUCCCUGAUUGGGACAUUAGCCAUUACAUGCUUUGGUUUACCAUGGAUUGUGUUGCUACUGAUUCCUCUUGGGGCUGUUUACUAUGACAUGCAGCGAUACUACCGCCACACAUCUCGAGAACUCAAGAGACUUUCUAGCAUCAGUUUGUCACCUAUCUAUGCUCAUUUCUCCGAGACUCUGUCAGGCCUUACAACAAUACGUGCUUAUACUGCAACAUUGAGGUUUCGUGAAGAAAAUCUCGAAAACUUAGACUCCAAUCAACAAGCUCAGUUUUGUGCAUUAAGUGCUUCCCAGUGGCUGAAUUUACGAUUGCAGAUGAUUGGGGUUGCCAUAGUUACAGGAGUUGCAGUCCUUGCUAUAAUUGAACACACAUAUGCAGUAGUUGACCCAGGUCUUAUUGGAUUAGCACUAUCCUAUGCUUUGUCUGUAACAUCACUUCUCAAUGGAGUGGUGACAAGUUUCACUGAGACAGAGAAGGAGAUGGUGAGUGUGGAAAGGGUGGUGCAGUACAUAGAUGGUGUUGAAAGUGAAAAGAUGGAAGGCCUACAUCAGCCUCCAUUUUCUUGGCCAUCUCAAGGUGUAAUUACAUUUUAUCAUGUUUGUCUACAAUAUCGACCUGGCCUACCUCUUGCUUUGAGUGAUGUCAGCUUUGAAACAAAACCCUGCGAGCGACUGGGCAUUGUUGGUAGGACGGGUUCAGGAAAAUCCAGCCUCUUUCAGGUUUUGUUCCGAAUCACUGAUCUCACAAAAGGAGAAAUCCUCAUUGAUGGAGUUGAUGUUGCACAGAUUGGACUGCAAGAGCUAAGAUCAAGACUUGCAAUCAUUCCUCAAGAUCCCUUCGUGUUCAGUGGAACAGUCCGAGAAAAUUUGGACCCCAGAGGGUGGUGUCAAGAUACUGAACUUUGGAGAGCUUUGGAGCAGUGUCACUUACAAUCCACGGUGAAACAAAUGGGAGGUCUGGACAUAGAAGUUGGUGAGAGAGGACAACAGUUCAGUGUAGGACAGAGACAGCUGCUGUGUCUUGUUAGAGCUCUUAUAUGUCAAGCCAAGAUACUCUGUAUUGAUGAGGCAACUGCCAACGUAGAUCGUGAAACAGAUCGUUUGAUCCAACAAACAAUCCGCACGGCUUUCCGCCAAACGACUAUUCUGACCAUUGCCCAUCGAGUAGAGACAGUUAUGGACAGUGAACGAGUUUUGGUCAUGCAGAAUGGUAGACUUAUAGAAUUAGAUUCUCCACAGGUGUUGCUACAAGAUCCAAACUCCCAGUUUUUUAGCCUGGUGUAUGGACAUCAACAGUGAAGGAUCUGAUCAAAUUAGUCUUUUGUAUGAACAUCAUCAACAGUUAUAGAUCUGACCAGGUUAAUUUAGUGAAUGGCUACCAACAAUGUUGGAUCUGGUUAGGUUAACCUUGUGUAUGGACAUCAACAGUAAUGGAUCUGAUUAGGUUUAACCUGGUGUACGAAUAUUAACAGUGAUGGAUCUGGUUAGGUUAGUCCAGUGUAUGGACCUCAACAGUGAUGGAUCUGAUCAAGUUAGUCUGGUGAAUGGACACUAACAGUGAUAUAUCUACCCUGAUGAAGUACUUCAAACAAGCUGACACGGUUAGCGUAUGUUUUAGUUCUUUUGUAAAAUUCUCAUUCCUUAAAUUAAAAAAAUGAUAAAUAUCCAAACAUUAACAUGUUUUUGGAAAAGCUUGUUUUUUAACAAGUGGUGUUUUACUCAAAAUAGUUUUUUAUUAUGCAUUAUAUUAUUUUUAAUUAAGAACUGAAUAAUUGAUUUAAUUAAAGUUGAAUUAUGUUCCUAUGCUUAAACAACUGUGAGUUUUUGUGUGAGUGACAAGAAGACCAUAUUAAAAUAUUCUGUACCCGUAUGCUAUUGAAUAAAGUCUGAAGUGGAUGAAUUCCAAGCACAUCUAGAAAUAUUUGAAGAAUACAGUAUUGCUACAAAUAUAAGUAUUAAAAGGCAUGUUUAUGAUAUUUAAAAAAACAGGAGAGUGUUUUAGUAACUAUGUUAGACAGUUUAAAGAAGUGACCAACAAGUCAUAUCUAAAACACUUACUCUUUAUGAAAUAUGUGCUACAUCAAAACUAUUGUCAAGCUCUCGGAAAAAAGGAUGGUUGUGAGAUGUGCCUAUACUUUAGAUAUUUUUUAUUGUUUAUGUUUUUAGAGUUAUGUACUUGCAUAAAUAUAUUUAGAUAGGUGAGAAUGAUUCUCUUGUCUUUAUAUUUCAAGUUAUGUACACUUUUAUAACACUUUUUCAGUGUUAAGUGAAAUGCAGUUCUGUUUAUUUUUAUUUUAAUGAGAAACAUAACAUUGUAGAAAACUAUAAACAAUAACUGGAGUUGGAAAAGGAGCUUUACACAGAUUUAUGACCAAAAAUUGUGUCUCAUGUAUCAAUGUUUUGACAUAGAUUAAAAGAACACUUAGAAUAAUUUAGAUAAAAGAUAUCCUAUAUUUCCCCAAAAGGGGGCCAAAUAUUGCCUGGAGGGGUAACCUGUUUUAACCACUCGCACCAGUAUAUAGUAGUGUGCAGUCAGUCAGUAGAUGCUAUACUGACAUCACAUAAAGGAUGCUUAACGUAGCAAUUUGUAUUGUCGUGAUGUCAGUAAAAUGUGCAUGCCAUGAGUCACGAGAAGAAGUAUGUACACUGUAGGUUAAAACACAGUAUGACAUAUGAACUUCAAAAGCAAGAAAUAUAUAUAUUUGUUUCUCUUAAUUUUGGUUUUAUUUACUCU